Messenger RNA from Lethenteron reissneri (Far Eastern brook lamprey), 2867 nucleotides. It is a transcript of the gene UBIAD1, whose product is annotated as UbiA prenyltransferase domain containing 1. Gene Ontology annotation, cellular component: endoplasmic reticulum; Golgi membrane. Lineage: Eukaryota; Metazoa; Chordata; Hyperoartia; Petromyzontiformes; Petromyzontidae. Gene Ontology annotation, biological process: vitamin K biosynthetic process; menaquinone biosynthetic process. The record is from RefSeq and is a predicted model, not a curated record. Gene Ontology annotation, molecular function: prenyltransferase activity.
CAACAACAACAUUAACAACAACAUUAACAACAGUAACAUUAACAACAACAUUCACUAUCAACAACAUUCGCUAACAUCCACACUUCACCAUCACUUUGCUAUCAACAACAUCCAUAUCAGGAACACUUCACUAUCUUAAAAUCAACGUCAUAAUUAAGACGUCUCCAUCAACAUUACAUUACAUCAUCAACACCAUCAACAUUAUAUUACGUUAUUGGGUCUUUCGAUAAAGUCACGUAGAUAGGUUCAAAUACAAUAACAAAAAACGACGUUUCGAUCGCAACACAAGCCGCCAGGAAGACGACCGCUAUCUGCGUGACUUUUCCGAAAGACCCAAGAAUAUUAAAGUAUAACUAUCAACAUUAAAGUAACGCUAUUAACAACAUCAUCAUCGUCAACAACAACCCCACCACCACUAUUACCAUAUCAUCAACGACCUCACCAUCACUAACCACCGUCGCUAUUAACGACCUCACCAUCAACAUCAUCACCACCGUGACCAUCAACAAUCUCACCGUCUUCACUAUCAACAUUAUCGCAACAUCGAGGAGGUGAUAUCAUCAUCAGCAUCCUCGCCAUCAACAUUUAAAAACAUUAACUUUCAUCAUCAACACCGUCAUCUUGUUAGAGGGCGCUGUCUCAACGCGGUGCCCAAGCGUGUGAGCCUUGCAGACCCUUCGCAGGCUUAAGGAGAUGACUCCGUGCUCUUGGUGAUUUCUCUUCAUGGCUUUGUCAGCGCGACCUCCUGCCCCCACAGCCGCCGAGCUCCAUCUCAACAUCAUGGAUGACGGCGCCCCCUUGGCCGCGCCGGGGCCCUUUGCCGGCGCCAGCCUGCACGCAGGCGAAGACUCGGCUCUCCCGGGCCACAGCCCAGCUCUGCAUGGCGACAGCUUUCCCACUGGAAACGGCGGUUCCGUGGGCGGGCGACUCCAUUCCAACGGAUUUGCUAACGGCGGCAGUGAAACCGGAGAUGGCACCGGCGAAUGGCACUCCGUAAAAGAUCCCUUCGGCGGCGGCGGCGACUUUACCAGAGUUGGUGCUCGUGGCGGCGGCGGCUCGGUUUCACGCGCAUGCCGCUGGCUGCGCAACCGCCGCUGGCGCGCCCACUGGCGGGCGCUGCGGCCGUGGUCGUUCGGCGCGUCGCUGGCGCCCGUGGCGCUGGGCGCAGCGCUGGCGUGGCGCGCGGACGGCACGUUCCGCCCCGCGGCGUUCGCCGCCACGCUAGCGUGCGUGCUGUGCGUGCACGGCGCCGGAAACCUCGUCAACACCUACUACGACUUUGCGCGCGGCGUGGACUCGGGGGACCACCGAAGCGACGACCGCACGCUGGUGGACGGGCUGCUGGCGCCCGCGCAGGUGGUGCGCCUGGGCGCGCUGCUCUACAGCGCCGGCUGCGCGGGGGCCCUGGCGCUGGCGGCCGCGUCGCCGCUGCGCAACGAGCACUUGGCGCUGCUCUACUUCGGCGGCCUCUCCAGCUCCUUCCUCUACACGGGCGGCAUCGGCCUCAAGUACGUGGCCAUGGGCGACGCGCUCAUCUUCGUCACGUUCGGCCCGCUCUCGGUGCUCUUCGCCUUCUCGGCGCAGACGGGCCGCCUCGCCGCGGGGCCCCUGGCCUACGGGCUCCCGCUGGCGCUGCUGGCGCAGGCGGCGCUGCACGCCAACAACGCGCGCGACGCCGAGGGCGACCGCGCGGCCGGCGCCGUCACGCUCGCCAUGGUGAUGGGCCCGGCCGCCUCGUACGCGCUCUACAUCGCGCUGCUGCUGCUGCCCUUCGCGGGCCUCGCCGCCGGCGCCGCGAGGCUGCGCGCGCCCACCCUGGCGGCGCCGCUCGCCGCGCUGCCGCUGGCGCUGAGGCUGGAGCGGCGGUUCCGCGCCGGCACGCUCAGGGACGUGCCGCAGGGCACGGCGAGGCUCGGCCUGGCCGUGGGGUUGCUGUACGCGGCGGGCGUGCUCCUCGCGCCGCCGGGCAGUCUACCCGGACUCACGUGACGACGCGUCGCUCGCGCGCGCCGAUAUCGGUCGACGCGCGCGAACAACAAUCCAGCACCGCAGAUGCAUAAACACGCACGCGGAAGAGCACGUACGUCAUCACUUCCACACCACUGAAUCACGCAGACGUAAACGCUUGCACACGCACAUGUAUACAUGGACAUACACUCCACCUCUUUCGUAUGGCUUAUGUAGAUGCAGAGUAACAACGACAAUUUCACAUUCGGGUGGUCAAGCCAGAUAACCACGUCAGGAGAAGCGGAGUGUAUCGCUCGUGCACGCACACACGCGCACACAUUAACACACACACAUUACCACACUAACACAUUCACACACACACAUAUUAACACACAUUAACACACAUGUAAAGUCCACAAAUCAAUGAGACUCCACUUGUCAUAUUGUUUCACGGGAGUUCAUUGACCAUACUUUACUACUCUGGUCAAUGCGGUUUGAACGGGGAGAAAGCGCAUACAUGUCGGAGCACAAGCACAUUGAUGGAUUUUCCUGCACUGCCCUCUGCUGCCCACAAUCAAAUAUGAAAGUGUGCACAUUCACACUUCUGCAUUCAGGCAAAUAUCCCCAAUUUCGCCCCCAAAGACCAUUGUUGCAAACGCUAUUUUGGUAUUUGCACUCUACAGUGAACACUAAUUUCAGUGAACUUGGGAGAGGCCCGUGUUCUAUUAGUAUGCCAAUUACCAGUGGUGUCGUGCACAUGGCCUUGGGGGUGCACGGGGGCUCGGUGUCUCUUACACGAGGCUGUUUACAGUCUUGUCCAAUGUCAGACGGUGAAAACACAAACCUGUGUGGCAGCAGUCCGAAAAUGACUUUGAAUGUAAAUGAAGCGUUUGUAUGAUACUUUAUUUAAAUAAAGUUUA